AUGCAAAUGGAAUCAUGGCGACAACGAGGAUAUGUCCCCGACUCGGACGAGGAAGAUGGCUUCGAUUCUCUAGAUGCGAAGAAGGACAAUGUCGAAAAUAGCCCUACUGUCGAAAAUCUCGAAUAUAUCGACAACCCUUCAUCCUCGCCGAAGGAGCAACAGGAGCACUUUCCGGCUGAGAACGGCUCUAUCACACUCUCAGAUACAGAGGAGGUGGUGCGAGGGAACAAGAAUCGAGCAAAUCUUCACUUAACAAAUCCCUUGCAUGACGAAAUGACACCAAAACAAAGAAGAGGACGCAAGACCUGCGGACUUCGAUCGUCGCCUACGAAAUCAGCGAAUCGCCGCAGCAGUGAGCUGCGGAAUACCAACGCCUCCACAAAGAAUACAACCAGCAUAUAUGAUUUCCCAACAUCGUCACAAGAACAUGACAGGCCUCAAUCGAAGCCCUCGAGCUGCGAGUCUACCCCGAAGCCCUUGAAGAUCGCGCGGCCCUCGCGGCCACAAGUUAUAGCAGAGCCACACACCUCCAAGGAAAACACACGGGACGAGACCUCAAGCACUCGGAGCUCCUCGCCCGACGAGUUGGUGCUGAUCCCUCAGCCAACUCUGAAGAAAAAGCCCAAACAUGUCCAGCCAAUAGAGGCGCCACCAUUACCACCACCGCAGGAGUGUUCGGAAGAUGACUCUCCAUUAUCUUCUGUACCGUCAUCCUUUGGCUCUCCGCCGGCCAAGGAUUCUGCAGAAAUACACGCAGAUUAUGUAAAAGAGGCAGAACCAGGAAGACCGACAGAUGGGGAGGGAGAUCUACGGAAAGCAGUGCUCAUUGAACUAGAUGCCAGCCCAGACGAUGUAUCACCGCACCUUGAUAUACCCGAAGAAGUGUUGCGAGAAUUACCGCGUGCUGCGCAAAGAACAUUCCGAAAGCGCAAUGCCAUCCAAAUGCACCCGUACCAUUUGGAACAGCUCAAGUUUGCCCAGCAACUGCAAGCGCGGGGGGUCAAGCCCUUCGGUCGACCGGCACAGCAAAGACAGCAGGUUACUGAUGAAAGCCAAGAGCAAGAUUCAUAUGAUCCCGAUGCGCCUCCCUCAAGCCCUCCUCUCGAGGAGUAUCUUCCGCCGAUAAGACAUGAACGGCAUCGUGGCCCACAAUCUGCUACGCAAGGACGCGAACACAACGAGUCAGAGCACCUCCAGCCAUCGCAAGCUCAUCAUCCAAAGCGCCAGAAGAUUUCCCAUCCUGGAACUCCCAAAGAGCGUCGAAAUUUGCACAAACCGACCAAGCCUCGUGGCAUUAGAGACAACAACGUAGCUGCUGGGAAUCAAAACGGUAUCUCGAUAUAUGAUCUAUCAUCUAGCCCUCCACACGCAGGCCGUUUAUCUUCGACCUCAAGAACCCCUCGUGCCUCAGAAGGAGGUUUCCGGUUUCCUCGUGGGUGGUCGCCGCCAGGAGAAGUUGCGAAGUCUGCGGCACAGGAAACAGAAGAAGCUGGCCAGGCCCAAUCACCUGGGGCCGGUACAGAUGAUGAGGAAGUACAGCCCAUCUCGUCUAACAGCCAGAGUGAUCAAGAAGAAACCAAGUCAGAUGCUGAAGAACGUGAAAUUCGACGAUUCCAACGCAUGAUCCGAGGAGCGCUCCCUGCGUCACAUGCUCGGCUGGAUCUGAAGAAAAAUGCAGAUAAAGAAAAAGCCCUGCAAUUAGAUCGCCAUGCUUCUUCGCAACGACCGGAUGGAAAGGGUGUUGCGCGGAAGCUCAUUCGAAAGGGUGAUCGCUCAAGGCAACCAGGAACGCAACAAUCAAGAGGCUUGUUUGAUCUUGGAGAUUCCGACUCGGAUGAUGAGGACAGUCGCAACGAUGCCACAGGAAAUGCCUCUAUAGCCAAUGACUCCAGCCACAGGUUGACUGGCACCCCUGGCCUAGAAGAUCCCUUCGCCCUGGAAAGGGGUGAUGUCUCUGAGGAUAACCGCAUCGACUACAUGUUUCCGCCUAUUCCGCGGAACUCAACAGAUUCUCGGCACAAAACGAAAAGUCUAAAAAGGCCAAAAUCGAAACGAAGUCUGCUCAAUGGGGAGAGACAGCCGAAGAGACCACGACAAACCCGAAUGACUGAUGCCUCGUAUGGUGCACGAAGGACCAGGAAACGUGAAACUGCCCUGCGACCAAGAAUAGGAAUCUUGGAUGCGCCAGAUGUUGCCACGAAGUCUCGCAAAGAGCAAUCACGACUGCUCAGAGUAGCGACAAGAAGACCACGCUCACGUAAAGAUGGAGGCAGGCAGAGCCCUACUCAGAAAUUCGUGAAACUGGCCUCAAGGGAAGACACAGUGGAUGCAAAUGAGUCUUUGCGAGAUUGGAAAAGGGGAGCUAUUAGGCAGACCAAGAUUAGCCCACCUCGUCCCAAAGCUCGCCAGCACCGGCAUUGGAUAACGAAUCUUUCGUUUCUCAGUGCUCGAGCUAAGUCGAAUACUACAAAGGGCUGGAUACCGAGCCGAUUCCUUGAUGCUGAGCCAGACACUGAUGUUUCGAACACCAACAUGGUAAAGCCGGAAGAGGUACAGGCGCCACCUGAAUCUAGCGCAGGAUCAGUCCUGCCAGACCAACCCCCAGUGGCCGUAUCCUCGUCUCGUCGAAAACCAGAGCAGCACGGUCAUACGUGGGUUAUUCCUAGGAAUGUUGCCAUAACAUCUUUGAAGAGGAACACCAUUAGGCCUGCGGCAACUAGUUUGGCAGGCCCGAGUAGAAGUCAGAAAGUGGUUCCAGCCGUGUUCAACCAGUCAUUGUCUAUUCUUAACCGACAGUAUAAAAACCAGCGCACAUCUCAACCUUACAAGCCCAGCUUGACCUUGGAUCGAUAUGUGUCCGACAGUGGAUCAUUGAGUACUGGAGGCAAUUCCUCGCCUGUGAAUGCUUCUGUUGCUGCUGCUGCCGCCGCCGCUUCAGCUGAAGCACGAACUCAAACGCUAACCAAAAAGGCCCCUGUAUCUCGACGGCGGUUGAAGAAGCAUCCUCCCAAGCGAAUAAAUCUCGAUGCCGAAGAAUUCCGUCAGAAUCCAGAUCCUACUACCAUAGUCUCUGAUGACUCGGAACCUACUGCGAUAACGCAGGUUGGACAUGCACAUCCUUCGUCUUUCAGUGUCGGCGGGCUUUUCAACUGGCAUCGCUUCUAUCCGGUCGACUUUGGAAUACCAUCCCUACGUGACAAUACAUUCUUCCAUGAGUCUACAUUCAUAGGAAGCGGGGAAUUUUCUCGUUCACUGCGAAUCAUAGAGCGGGACUUCGAUGGGGAUGCCACUUCAUUCUCCAUCGAGCUUAGAGACGAGACAUUCAAAUGGAAUCGCUGGAACGAUACAGUAUCAUCGGAGAUGGGGCAGGUCUUUGAUGUGAUAAUCGAUAACGUUGAGCGAAGUGCUGUUACCUCCCCAGAGACGGGCAUUACGGUUGCGCUAGGGGUGGCAUCGAGGUUAUACAGGUUGUUGAUCAAAUACAUCACGGGAAACCUGGUUUUCAUCGACCCGGUUGAUCGUACGGGGUUUGUUACUAGAGCAACGGGGCUGGUCUCCCAGGUGAGAGACCCGUUGGCUGCCUUUCUGACUAGCGACGAAUACAACAAGAACGGGCUCGUCAAAAUUGCCUGCUUCAACAUGGUUUUCUCGAACCAGAUCUAUCAAGUUGCUUCUCAUCGGCUCGUCAGCCCUGCCCUGGCGACGGAAGCUUUAGAUCUUGCCAAAAUAUCCGCUAAAGACGUUGCAGGCUUGAUCACGUCCAAAUUCGGUUCUUCUGAGUUUACAACGUUGUUCAAGGAAAACAACGAGCCUGAACGCCGCGAGUCGGGGAUUCGCGAUGAGUAUCCAUCGGUGGAGGCCUACGUCGUCACUAAACAUCUUCUACGCAGCUCAGACAACUAUAAGGGCUGCUUUGAAGAUAUCCAGCUCGAGACUUUCAACAAUGGACUCAUUCACAAUGAAAGGGAUGUGGGCAGCCUAGAGGCUGGUUGGCGUGGCAUAUUCACUGUCUUACCCCUCAACGAAAUAGACCUGCUUGGGAUUGCGCGCCCUGGUUAUCAGUUGACAGCUGUUAAUGACAAUUGGAAAUUAGCCAAACGGCUUGUCGCCCCGGCGCUGGACCAUUUCGAGUCCAACUCUAAGGCACAACCCAUCUCGUACAACAGUUACUGUCGAACCUUGUUCCUCAGGUGUCAUCGCCUUAUUAAUUCCUGGGGGUGGAGAGAAUGCAAACCUAUUCUGGACACGCUAUUCGACUUCUUCGCCAAGAACACUCUCCACAACCUGAAACUCGAGGAAGCUCGUGGCUCGCCUUCAUUUCUUGACGAACUUGAUAGCAAUCCUUCCCUGGAUGCCCGAGCGGGGGAACCGUGUUUCCACACAUUUCUCAAGAUUGUAGCAAGUGGUCUCCGCUUCUUGGCGAAGAGAUAUGACAAGAAGAAGAUUCGAAACUUUGCCUGGCGUCUUUUACCCAACCAUGGCCGUGUGUACCCGAAAGAGCAGCCAUUGCAGCACGAGGACCUCGAUGCACUGAGGAAUCAUCACGAUCUUCUCAGCACCCUGUACUGGGCUGUCCCCGAUGGGUGUCGUCCUCGACUGGAGACGAUACGCAAUCUGGUCCAUCCUGCCACUUCACAUCGUGAAGCGUGCAGCAUAAAUUUGCGGUCAUGGUCAAGGCUUGUUCGAUUCAAGCUUUCUACGGAUGAAGAUAUUUCGGGACUUGAUCCGUUUGCAGACUGGUACGGCUAUUUCGUAACGGAAUUACAACAACAGCAUUCAUAUGCUCGCAAGGAGAUUGAGGCUCAAAACACAGGCGACAACCGGGUUUCUCAACAGCUUGUUGAACGCACAAUCUCCCAGAACCAGCGACAGAUUGAGACCUUAUUGAGCAAUGCGCUUAGUGGGCUGCGGAUUGCUGUCCAACUGGCCCCGAAACUGGAGCAUGCACACAGGCUUGUUCUGAGAACUCCCUUUGAGUCUAUCCUUACAAUUUUUAACCCCAAGCUCCCGCGUGUCAAUGUCGUUGUAUCUGAGGCACUGCAGGUCCUGGUAGCGUACACCAAGAAAGACGUUCCAGCUACAUCAGAUGCUCCUGCGGCAGUGACCAUUGAUGAGGACAGUCAGGAGUUCGGUGACUGGGAUGCCAUUCAGGCUGUUUGGGACCAGCAAAGUUCCCCUAGCGAAGGUAUCGAACAUGUAGAGAAGACUUUUCAUCCGAUUGUUUCUCGUCUGGUUUCCAAUUGCUUUGGCGAGGACCACUGUCCCGAGGAUGCGAUUCUUCUCAACGUGGUAGAAUGCUGGACGUCAAUAGCCCAGGUUCUCAUUCGCCAUGGUCUCCGAAAUUGGGACAAUUAUUUGAGCGAAUUCGGCGAUGAUUCCUGGACGCGGCUUCGGCAGACAGUCCAGACAAGAAAAUUUGCACCACUGUUCCUUGCAGAAUGCAUUGAAAAGGACGCGCAGAUUGUUUCUGAGUGCCGAAUCCAAGUUAUGAGUAUGUGGAUGUCAUCGUUGGUUGAACGCUCCUCGAUGUUGAAGUUUCAACAUCGUCUCACAGAGGCGCUUUUGAACGGAAGUCCCACAGAUCCCUUGCUUGCCAAUCUGCCAUUCUCUAAGGAUAGGAAGAUUGGCCGGUAUACAAUCACGUUGGAGGAAAUUGGCUCUCGGCGACUAUCUCUUCUCUCGAGCCUAUCGUCUAAUAUGCGUGAGCAGCUCCAAGACAUGGAAGUCUCUGGCAAUCGGAACUUCUCUGUGACAAAACAAGAGUACUCCGAGAUGCUUCAGCGGGUAAUGAUGUCCAUGAAAGGCAACUACCAAGAGCUAGGUACUGGGACAGGGCAGGCUGCUCAAGGGGAAUACGUCGAGUUUGUGCAACGCGUCAUCGGUUUCCUUCAGCAACAUACCAGCGACAUCAAACCUAUCGACCCCUUCUUCACGGACCCUGCUUCGUUCCCUUUACCAUCUACCGACCCACGGUACAUUGUUGCGAAGCUCAAACGCUACGAGUCGAAGUUAUCUUCCAGCAAAGAGAUCCAGACUUUGACCGGGUUCGUCCAGAGCAUUUCCGAGCGCGCGGCCAUUGACGGCCAACAGAGCUACCUGGUUGACCAGCUGCACACUUCGAUGAAAAAUACGUACGAGGCUGGAGACAACGACAAACCCACUCUCCGCGCUGUCCUCUUGCAAUGCGUGUUUCCAGCGUAUCUCGAAGCGAUGCUUCCCAACCGCGCCGCCUGGAUCCUCAGCCGUCCCAUCAUCCAUACUAUCACGCUGGAGUUCAAGAACUUGCUGUGUAAUAUAGACACUCUGGAUGCAGCCUGUGUGUCUUCUGUCAUCGAUAUGAUCGAUGUUGUAUGCCGAGCCUCCUGUCAAGCACUAGGUGUGGUGGCCUUCCGUCGCCGUCGUCUGCAAAGUGCUCCGACUUUACUUAUGCUUGCCGCCUUCCUAGACAUGAUCUCCUCGGCAUUGCCAGUGGUAGAUUACAUCGAUCGAGCCACUGGCGCCGGGGAGGGUAUUCUCACGCACAUCGAGUGGAUCCGCGAUUUCGUCAAAGCUGUGAGCAGAUGUCUACAAAGCACAGAUCCAGACGCGCCCUCGUGCAAUGCCCAUGUCGUAUUUCCUGCGAUGCCACCACCCUCUGAUACCAGAAAAACUGAACUCUUCGCCACGGCUAACAACCUCGCCUCGACGGACCUACAAAUCUAUCUCAGGAAAUGGUCUUAUCAUCAGGAUAAGUACUACUUUACUCGUCCCGGUCAUGAGUCACAGGAGGUCACAAUCGAGCCUGAGAUUGCCGUUCUGGUGGCUAAUCAGAAUGAAGCGGAGAAGGCCUUUGAGGAUGCAGCGAGAGGAUUCGUUGAUCGGGCAAAGUUUCUGGAGUUAAUGUCUUGA
Penicillium egyptiacum is the source of this 6888-nucleotide messenger RNA. Lineage: Eukaryota; Fungi; Ascomycota; Eurotiomycetes; Eurotiales; Aspergillaceae. The record is from the annotation of a GenBank genome assembly.